UUCAAAUCUACGUACGUUUUCGUAUAACCGGAAAUCCUCGCUUCAGUCUGAUUUUAGAGAUUUCUUCUUCUUCUUUUUUUCCAUUUCAAAAUGUUUUCUGUGUUUAAUUCCAUUCCAACUCACAUGGACUAUAAAGGUCAGAAACUUGCAGAGCAGAUUUUCCAAGGAGUCAUUUUGGCCUCAGCUAUCAUUGGGUUCAUUUACGGUCUGAUUAUCGAGCAGUUCGGGUGGACUGUUUACAUCAUGUUAGCCGGAUUUGCCAUCUCCUGUUUGCUCACCCUGCCUCCGUGGCCCAUGUACAGACAAAACCCCCUCACGUGGCAGCCGAUUGUACCAGAGACACCCGAGACCCGCGAAAAGCCUCAGGAGAACUUGAAGAAGAAAAAACACAAGUAGAAGCGUGUGCCACUGUUUCGGCUGUGGGACGACAUGUUUGUGCAGUGGACUUGGCGAAGCAGAAACGAUAGAUGACUUCAUUGUUUUCAUGUAAAAUUCCACACGAGUUGAAUAAAGAGGAUUAUUUGUAUUGUA
Messenger RNA from Neoarius graeffei (lesser salmon catfish), 531 nucleotides. It is a transcript of the gene spcs1, whose product is annotated as signal peptidase complex subunit 1. The record is from RefSeq and is a predicted model, not a curated record. Gene Ontology annotation, cellular component: endoplasmic reticulum membrane; signal peptidase complex. NCBI's taxonomy places the organism in Eukaryota, Metazoa, Chordata, Actinopteri, Siluriformes, Ariidae. Gene Ontology annotation, biological process: protein targeting to ER. The transcript is spliced from 4 exons. Bases 91 to 396 code for a protein of 101 amino acids.